This is a messenger RNA of Patella vulgata (common limpet), 6221 nucleotides long. Its product is annotated as transport and Golgi organization protein 11. The coding region runs from base 148 to 831 and encodes 227 amino acids. NCBI's taxonomy places the organism in Eukaryota, Metazoa, Mollusca, Gastropoda, Patellidae. The record is from RefSeq and is a predicted model, not a curated record. The transcript is spliced from 4 exons.
AGUCAAUAGUUGUGGUCUUCAUGUAAUGGCUGCCCCCUGUGUAUUUGGUAAAAUCAUUUAUUUAUUUUGAAAAAAAGUAGAUUUAUAGCAUCAGCGAGAGCUUACCUGUUAAAUUUUGUUGAUAGAAUUAUACCAUACAGUGCCGAGAUGACGGAAGUCAACGGCGUAAAUGAUACCGAGGAAACAAAAUCCCAUGUUAAAAGUCUGCCAUCAGAUUACAGUGAUGUUCAGUCAAGAUCAUAUGAUCCUGAGUAUAUCUCAGACAUAAGUAACAAAAUGCAGGUACCAGAUCGUAUAUCAAUGGGAGAACCAAACGAUCUUCCCUACAUACCAAAACAAAAUGGAAGAAUGAGUGACAUGCAUGUACCAGACAGAAUUAUUUUAGCAGGUGAAGACAAACAUAUAGGAUUAAAAGAAGGUCUACGAGAAUUAGAGUUAAAUAAAGUUCCUUCUGCCGAUACGUACGCUUAUGUUGGUCUUCUGACCCCACCACGAACUUUAACACUUGAGGAGCGCUUUCCAGUGGUAGAAGAUAAUGUUGAGAAACACAACCAGUUGCAAAUACAGAAAAAUGAUUCUAAUAACAGCCAUUUUUACAACAGCACGGCACCCUUGCCUUACACUCCAGGUUAUUCACCCAACGACUCCAUCUUGGUUAAUGAGGAAGACGAAGCUACUGUAUUACGGACACAUGUUGCUAAAUUAUCCAGAAGAAUAGCAGUAAUGGAACAAGACAACCAGAGACGAUCUCAGCGAGAAGUGUUCCUCUAUCCUAUGGUUAUGGGUUAUUUCGUUCUGCGUUUUUUCUUUUGGUUUUUCAAAAGUAAAUGAUGAUAUUGCAGCAACUAGGAUCCAAUUUGUUACGAGUUUUGCAAAUUUAAUAGAGGUUUUCCCCAUUUUUCAGUAACCCACAUUUUUGGUAGGGUGCAUAUUCUACAGUUCACAAUGUAACAAAAACAAAUUAAACUUUAAACAAUGAAAUUGAUAAGGAUGCUAUAAACUGAUCGCCAGAUGUUUAUCAAAUUUUCUCCAUAUUUAUCAAAUUUUCUCCAUAUUCAUUUUCUAAUAUUUACUAAACUUGCAUUUCGUAAUUAAUAAUAUAAUUCCUUGGGAAGAAUUAUCUUAAGUAAUGUGUUAGGCAUAUACACAAUAGAGACAUUUGGCAAGCGUAAAUUCCUGGUCUGUAUUGCGUAUCCUUAAGGAUUUUGCGUGUGACUUCAUCAAUGUGUGUGUAUUUGUCAUACGUGAUACGGCACAUGGAUACGGCAGCAUGUAUUGAACAGCUUUUCUCAGGAUUUUAAAAAUGUAUUCUUCCUGUCUGUCUGCAUGCUGGUUGAUCUACAUGCAAAAUUUGGGGAGAUGGGACCUUGCAAAUCUAUAAAUGAUGUGGUUCUGUGGUAAAGGGGUAUAAACUUUCUGAAAUGAUAUAUUAGUGAAAUGCAACAUUGCUGUUGAGUCGAAGUGAAAGAUUUUUAAUAAGAUUCGACAUUAAUUUUUUUUAUAAUAGCUCAGCGACUUCACUCCCUCCAGGAAUUUGUAGGUUAGGCACUUGACUAGUACUGAUGGUGAUCUUGUUAGAUAACUACCAUCAUGCUGUAAUAGAACUAAGUUCUGCUGAGCGACUCAUACGUAUGCUGCGCGUAAAUCUUCCAAAACUCUGCAACUGUUUUGACAGAACAUAUCCGUAUCUGAUACGUGAUACAGAUGGGAAAAAUUCUGCUUUUCAAAAGUCUCUAAUGCAUAUGUGACUUACACUGGAUGACACAAAUCAAGAAGACUAUCAAUGUUUGGUACAUUUGAAAAGAAGCCAUGAGUAACUAGAUCUAUAAUUUGUGAUAACACAGAGAUCAGUCUACUUUAAGAAUACAUCUCAACCGUCUUAUGGUACAUUAUUUAUGUAAGGAAAAAGUGAUAGAUCGAAAAAUUAGUUUACUAUUCUUUUAUGUGGUUCGAAUCUGUUUUACAUCUUUUUCAUACACAAAGACUAAAAAAACAUUUUCAAUCUCAUUUAAUAUGUCAAGAUUCCUGAGGUAUAUUUAGUGUUUUCGAAUAAAUUCGUUGAUGUAGAAAUGAAUGUGUCAGGCAACCAGCUUCAAUGGUUUUGUACAAAUAGCUGUGUGCAAUUGUGAUGGUAAAAACCACUUAGCUGGAUUCUUAGUUUCAUGAUUAGACGGUUGAAAUUAAAUUAAAAUUAGUUAUCAAUGGUAAAAGUAGUAAGAUUAUAGAAAAUCUAUGUGUGUUACUGAAAUUUGGAUGAAAAGAGAACUGUAAAUGUUUUGAAAAUAUAUACCCUAAUCUAGUCGUUUGUGGUUUGAUUUUAUAUAAUCAUUGAGAAUCAUACACUUGUGAAAAAAAAUGUUGGAUGCCAUAUCAAAUUACCACUUCUCGAAAAUUGGGCCAUUCUACAUUCAUUUGGAAUACAUAUGUGAGCAAGGAAUAUUUAAAACCCUUGACACAUGAGACACAAACACAACUGUUAUUGUAAAGUACAAUAAUUCAUAUCUUUCCAUAGGGUAUUCAAUUUGCCAUCUUCAAAAUUGGUGCAAAAUUUGAAAUAACAUUUUAUAUGGAGGACCAAGAUUAUAAGUAGCUGUUUGUUUUUGAGUCAUCUUGGUUGAGGUCUUGGACUACAGCAUGCCAAUUGGGUAUUGGUUCAAUUGAUGUGUAUAUUAAUUUGUCUUUCAAGAAUACCAGAGCUCAAUUUAGGUUACCUAGAAGCAAAUAGCUACAAUGUAAUCAGAAUUUUCUAUGCAUAAGUUAGAUUUGUUUUGAAAAUAAUUUUAGUCUUAACUUGAGGUAUGUAUUAUACAUGUACAUGUAGUCUGAUAUAUACAGUAUCUAAAUGUUAUUUAAUACUUGAACUACCUAAGUUUGUCACAAGAUGCCGGUUUUGAAAACUUAUUAGCAAAACUCACCACUGACGACAACUGAGGACUGCCCGUUCGCAAAAUAUAUAUAUAAUUUUUGAACUGCUUACUCUUGUUUUCCUCAUGACAAGCUCUGUUUUUAUUCGCCCACAUUUUCAUGUGGACAUAUAAUGCCGUCGCCCCUGUCCGUCCGUCCUCAUUUUGUUUGUGGAAUGCAUGUUUAUAUCCCAAAGAUCUUGGUUCCUUUCGAUAUUUGAGCAUAUUAUUAUAACACCGUUACACCCUAAUGAUGGUUGAGUUCGAAUUUCGUGAAAAUCGGACCAAACCAGCCAGACAAAAGGGCUGCCCCUUGUACGCAAAUAGUGUAAAAUAUGGUAUAUCAAGGUUGUGGACCCUUUACAGAUCACAAUUUUUAUCUGAUUUUGACGAAACUUGAAAUAUGGGUCUGUCUCCCAAAGGUCUUGGUUCCUUUCGAUAUUUGCAUGUAUCGGACCAUAACCUCCUAGAUUAUGGCCCCUGAUUGUACGAAAAAUCAUGUUUUUUAGCUUGUGGGUUCUCUAGAGGUUACAAUUUUUAUCUGAUUUUAAAAACCGUUUAAAUACAUCACCAUUCUACCAUAAGGAAGGUUGAGUUUGAUGAAACUUAAUAAUCUUUAUAUCCCAAAGAUCUCGGUCCCUUUCGAUAUUUGCGCAUUUCAGACCAUAACUUUCUGGAUUAUGGCCGUUGAUUGUAAUAAAAAAAACGCUUUUGUUUUGCGCCUGUUCUCUAUCCAUUUCUUGUAAAAUGUGUAUCUUGCCUGGCAACUGCUGGUAUAUUGUAAAAUUAUAGUUUAAUUGUUUAAUAUUUAUGAAAUAAUCCAAAUAGAAAAUAUUAAAUUAAAAAGAACUUUAUCUAGUUAAACUGAAAAGUCAGCAUACUCGACCAUUGCUAAUUAUUAUAAUUAAAGCUAUAAUGGGUGUGAAUAUUAAGGUCACUUUUAAUGAAAUGUUCAUUUUUUGAUGCCAGUAAACAGUAUUUUAAUAAAUUAUUCCUUCAUACUUAUCUUAUAUAAAUUACAAUAUCCAUGUCAAUUUAAUUAAAUAUAUUAAGUGUUUGUUUGUAUAUGAAUUGAAAUUCCUGACAAAUUUCAGUAUGUAGAAUAUAUUAUAAAUGCAACUUAUAAUCCAAAUUCAAAAUUUACUCAACCCAUCAGUUGAAAAACAAGACAGUAAUGUCAUUGACUGACCUAGUAAAUCCACCAAUCCCUAUUUCUCAUGUAACCAUAGAGAAAUAACUUCCUUGGUUAAACUUGAUGGUAAAUGGAAUGCAGAUAAUACCAACUUGAUAAUACAUAUUAUUUUAACAUUAUAGGAAAUUAAUUUGUUAAUUUUGCUUUGAGUGAUGGAGUUAGUGUGUGUGUGUGUGUGAUGGUUGUAUUGUGGCAGUAAAGUCAUUAAAAACAAAUCUUGUAUUCAUAGUGUAUAAAGCUUUAGUAUGUAUAAAUCAGUGCUUAUAUAAAGCUUGUAUAUAUAAUAAUAGUGAUCAAUUAGAUGUAAAUUUUGUCAUUUGUACAUUGUAGAUAUUUUGGUUUCUAAAACCCAGUUCUGUAUUUAGUCAGGUCAGAUUUACAUGUGAUAGUUACUGACUUCAUUGAUUAUUUUAUUGUCAAUUAAUCUUUGGUAUACUGGUAGUACUAUACUUUAGUUACCGGUAUGUUUAAUUAAACCUAGUUGGUGCGAUAUUUGUUCAGUGCAGUACUUUUGGCCCCCACAGAUUUUAUUCAGCACAAUUCUAUAUUAGUCAAUCAUCUAGAGUGUUGUGUCAUCUUCUAAAUUGACUGCAAAAUCAUAUUUAAAUGCAAUGAUGCCAGUUUGGGUCCAAAUGUGUUUGUACACUGCAUAAAAUAUACAAAAUCCUGAAUAUACUAGGCUGUUUAAUUGUGGAAAAUAUUGCAGCACUAAAUUAUUUGUUUGAUCCAACUCAUUUAGUGCUAUAUUUCUUGGUUCAGUUGCAUAUUUAUUAUUGUAUACACGCUUAGUAAAUAAUUUCUCCUAGACAUAGAAAACCUCUACUAUUUCUCCAAUGUAUCUUUAAUUUUGCUUUUUUUUUCGAUUUCUAUUACACAUACUGCUUACAGUUUAUUGUAUACUAAAAAAAGCAAAAUGUCUUAUCUGAUUGGAGGUUGGGUGGCCAAAUGGUUUAAUGUGUUAGAUUACAAGGUUUGUCAUUGAGUCAAGUGAUGUGGUUUAGAUACCAUGCUUGUACGUGACUUGGAGUAGGAUCAUCUGUCCAACAUAAUCAGCAGUGGCAACGUGAGAUGCAUUGAACAUCACAGGCCAAUAGCCCGUUCAGAAGCUUAUUUUUAAACCAGUUCAUAAUCGCUGGGGUUUUUAAGACAGCAUCGUGUUGCGUUCACACGUACUAUAAGCCAAACCAGUUUAACUAUUCUGACCUCUUCGGUCGGAGGUUAGAGUUAACUGCGCAUUGGUAGAUUCAUAUUCCUUAUUCGGUUCUCGCACGCUUUCGAUAACAUUGGCACUGUCUGACCCAAUAUUUUCACAGGAAUGUAACUAACUGCGUACUGCGCAUGCUCGAAGCAAGCUGGAGCUGGGGUUUUUAAGCCAACCCGUUCAGACGGCUAAGAUGAACCAGUUUAAAAUAAAAAGCCUUCUCGAAGACAGGUCGCGAGCAGGGGUUUUUAACAUGGUUUAUUUGCCCCACAUUUGCGUUCAGACGCUAAAGUUAAACUGGUUUAACAAUCCCCAGGGUUUUUAAACCAGUUCAACUUAAGCGUCUGAACGGGCUAUAACUUAACUUUGUGUUGGUCCCAAAAUAAGAAUGGGUCAGGUAGCUCUAUUUAAGUAGUGCAGGAUUAUCUGAGAACCAGAAUAUUUAUUUUAUUUGGUGGUAUGUUGAAUGGACAUAACUCUCUCAUUUAAAAAUACCAAAAAUAAAUACUGGCUGUAUUAAAUUCAAGCCUUUCAAGUUACUAGGGCAUUGCAUACACACAAAAGGCUGGUUUAAAAAAUUGUGAAGCCUUUUAAGGUUUCACACUUGAUAUGUUUAUUUCUGUAUUGAUAUUUAAUUGUUUAUUUGGGCACAUUUCUACAUUUGAAGAUCUUUACUAAACUAUGUUCAGGCUUUGUAAUGGUAUCAGUAUUGUCAUAUCUAGAAAUUAGGAAAACAUGCUAAUUAAUAUUUGGGCAUUAUGUCUCUUAUAUUCAUGUUAUUGAAAGGAAUAUGAGGAAACAGUCCAUGUUUUUUUGUAAGCCACUUUUAUCCAGUAUAAUAUUAUCUGAUGUAUGAAGUGGUUGUAUGUAUUUUGAAAUAUUAAUAAUUUAUGUAAAUAAACCCAAUAAAAACAUUUUAAAAUCU